Phragmites australis (common reed) is the source of this 3624-nucleotide messenger RNA. Its product is annotated as tyrosine-sulfated glycopeptide receptor 1-like. Gene Ontology annotation, molecular function: protein kinase activity; protein binding; ATP binding. The coding region runs from base 197 to 3373 and encodes 1058 amino acids. The record is from RefSeq and is a predicted model, not a curated record. Lineage: Eukaryota; Viridiplantae; Streptophyta; Magnoliopsida; Poales; Poaceae. The transcript has a single exon. Gene Ontology annotation, biological process: protein phosphorylation.
CUGGCAAACGUGUAGAAACUGAUUUGGAUGUGUAUGUAGCAUCUAACCUUUGCCAUCUUCUUCGAGGGAACAAGACGAGGAAAGAGCAAGCAGCUUCUCUUCUCCCCCAUGCUGCUGCAGAACGAACCUCUGGUUCUUUAGCCAAUCAGAGCCCAAAUUAAGCAUCCCAGCAGCAGGCAAGUUUCAUGAGAUAAGCAUGAUUCCACUCAAUUUGCCAUGCAGCAGCAGCAACACCAACUUACCCGUGCCUUUCUUUGGCCUUGCCUUUGCCCUCCUGCUCUCCUUUGCUUCUCUCACCAGCUCCUGCACCGAGCAAGAGAAGAGCUCCCUCAUCGACUUCCUAGAUGGGCUCUCGCCAGGCGGCAAUGGUGGCCUCAACGUGUCUUGGGUGAACAGCACGGAUUGCUGUCAAUGGGAGGGAAUCACCUGCAGCAGUGGAGUGGUCACGGAUGUCUUUCUGGCUUCUAAAGGCCUCAGAGGGAGCAUCUCACCAUCUCUCAGCAAUCUCACAGGGCUGUUGCACCUCAACCUGUCCCACAAUUCACUCUAUGGCAAUCUACCGAUGGAACUGGUGUUCUCCGGUAGCAUCAUCAUCCUGGAUGUCAGCUUCAACCACCUAUCAGGUUCUCUGCAAGAGCGGCAACCCUCGAAUCCUGGCCUGCCUCUCCAGGUACUGAAUAUCUCAAGCAAUCUCUUUACAGGACAGUUUCCAUCCACAACAUGGGAAGUUAUGAAGAAUCUGGUUGCUCUUAAUGCAAGCAACAACAGCUUUAUGGGACAGAUGCCAUCUUCUAUUUGCAUCCACGCCCCAUCAUUUGCUAUGCUUGACCUUUGUUACAACCAAUUCAGUGGAAGUAUUUCCCCAGAGUUUGGCAAUUGCUCCAUGUUGACAGUGCUCAAGGCUGGACACAACAACCUUACCGGGGCUCUACCUCAUGAACUGUUCAGUGCUACCUCACUGAACCACCUCUCUUUUCCUAGCAAUGAUUUACAAGGAGUUCUUGAUGGUUCCAACCUAGUCAAACUCGGUAAUUUGACUGUCCUUGAUCUUGGAUCAACUGGGAUCAGCGGCAAGAUGCCAGAUUCUAUAGGGCAGCUGAGAAGAUUGGAGGAGCUGCACUUGGACAACAACAACAUGUCUGGUGAGCUGCCACCGGCCCUCAGUAACUGCACAAGUCUCAGGUACAUCAGCCUCAGAAACAACAGUUUUGGUGGUGAUCUUAGCAAAGUCAACUUCGCCCAGUUGGAUCUGAGAAUUGCAGACUUUUCACUGAACUUCUUCACUGGUGAAAUUCCUGAAAGCAUCUACUCAUGCAGCAAUCUAAUUGCGUUGAGGCUAGCUUACAAUAAUUUUCAUGGCCAGUUCUCACCAAGAAUAGGCAAUCUCCGGUCCCUCUCCUUCCUUUCAAUUACCAAUAACUCAUUUACAAAUAUCACAGAUGCGCUUCAGAAGCUCAAGAGCUGCAAGAACCUCACCACCCUGCUCAUUGGAACAAACUUCAAGACUGAAACCAUACCGCAAGACGAAGCAAUUGAUGGUUUUGAGAAUCUUCAGAUACUGGCCAUAGAUGGUUGCCCAUUGUUUGGGAAAAUCCCUCUUUGGCUGUCGAAGCUGGCAAAAUUGGAGAUGCUAGAUUUAUCAAGCAAUCAACUUACUGGACACAUACCAUCCUGGAUUAACAGACUGCAGCUUCUCUUCUUUCUAGACAUAUCAAGCAACGAACUUGCAGGGGAUAUCCCAACGGCAUUGAUGAAUAUGCCGAUGCUACAAUCUGAGAAGAAUGCUGCUCAGUUGGACCCGAAGUUCCUUGAGUUACCUGUAUAUUGGACACCAUCACGUCAAUACCGCAUGCUCAAUGCUUUCCCCAAUGCAUUGAAUCUAUGCAACAAUAAAUUCACAGGCAUCAUCCCCCCGGAGAUUGGUCAGUUGAAAAGGCUUGAUGUCCUCAACUUCAGCUCCAACAGAUUAUCUGGAGAAAUACCACAACAAAUCAGCAACCUCACAAGCCUGCAAGUGCUGGACUUGUCAAACAACCAGCUCACAGGUGAAAUCCCAUCCGCAUUGAGUGAUCUGCACUUCCUCUCUAAAUUCAAUGUGUCUAACAACGAACUAGAAGGGCCAGUUCCAACUGGAUGGCAGUUCGAUACAUUUACAAAUUCUAGCUACAGCGGGAAUCCCAAGCUAUGUGGCUCUAUUCUCAACGUCGUUUGUGAUUCCGUACGAACAAGUUCAGCCUACAUGAAAAAGAGGCACAAGAAGACGAUUUUUGCACUUGCUUUAGGUGUGUUCUUUGGAGGGCUUGCCAUCCUUUUCUUGCUGGGACGUCUUCUUUUGUCCAUCAGAAGUACAAAAACUGCCAACAGAAACAAGGGCAACAGCAACAGGGACAUAGAAGCAACUUCAUUCAACUCUGUUUCGGAGCACUUGUGCGAUAUGAUAAAGGGAAACAUUUUAGUGAUGGUACCUCGAGGCAAGGCAGAAUCCAGCAAUCUUACAUUCAGUGAUAUCUUAAAGGCCACAAAUAACUUUGACCAGCAGAACAUUAUCGGCUGUGGAGGCAAUGGUCUAGUCUAUAGGGCUGAGCUACCCAAUGGAUCAAAGCUUGCAAUCAAGAAACUCAAUGGCGAAAUGUGCCUGAUGGAAAGAGAAUUCACAGCAGAGGUUGAAGCACUCUCCAUGACACAACAUGAGAAUCUUGUGCCACUUUGGGGCUAUUGCAUCCAGGGAAGCUCGAGGCUCCUCAUAUAUUCUUUCAUGGAGAAUGGAAGCCUGGACGAUUGGCUUCACAACAGAGACGAUGCCAACUCAUUUCUCGACUGGCCAACAAGGCUCAAGAUUGCACAAGGAGCAGGCUGGGGUCUUUCUUAUAUCCAUAACACCUGCAAGCCUCGCAUUGUUCACCGUGACAUCAAGUCCAGCAAUAUCCUACUUGACAGAGAAUUCAAAGCUUAUGUUGCAGAUUUUGGUCUCUCCAGAUUGAUCCUUCCUUAUAAUACCCAUGUCACGACAGAGCUCGUAGGCACACUGGGUUAUAUUCCUCCCGAGUAUGGGCAGGCAUGGGUGGCCACGCUAAGAGGUGAUAUUUACAGUUUUGGAGUGGUUUUACUUGAGCUUGUCACACGGAAGAGGCCUGUCCAGGUCUUGACCAAGCCGAAGGACCUUGUCCAAUGGGUAAGGGAGAUGAGAUCCCAGGGAAAGGAAAUUGAGGUCUUGGAUCCUGUACUCAGAGGAAGAGGGCAUGACGAGCAAAUGCUGAAGGUUCUUGAAGUCGCUUGCAAGUGUAUCAACCACAAUCCGUGCAUGAGGCCAACCAUCCAGGAGGUCGUGUCCUGCCUGGAAAAUGUAGAUGUGGACCUGCAGGGGCAGAUGUAGUUAAACGACAACAGACCUGUGGGUGGUAAUUGUGUACUUUACCAGACUAGGUGUAACUCCGAUAGAACAAAGAUUUUCUAACAAAACGUACAGUUGUCUUUGUACAUUUCUGAAAAGAAAAGGCCCACGGUUAUGAGCAUUUGUAUUCAAUUUUCCUUCUUUUUUGUGUAGAAAUAUUGCACUUCCAAGUUCAAUUGCAUGAACAUGGAAAGUGCGUCAAAAGGGCAUUGAGAUCUUGCUUAAUUCGUGCA